AUGACGAGAAGCAAGGGGGAGAUGCGGCGGCGGCAGCGAAAGCUGUACGAGCAGCGCCAGCAUCUGGACAAGCAGGCGUUGCAGUAUCAAGUAAGAAAAGAGACCGAAGCGCAGUGGAUGACGAAGCGCCAGAAGAGCAGUCGAGUGGCGUCUUGGUGGAGUUACGACGUAGAAGGAGAAGGAACAGAGCUGAACAGUACGUCCUUGAGUACGAGUUGCGACCAGCACGAUCGGCAGAUGGGCUUAAUGAACGACGAGAAGUUGAUGCCGGACCAAGAUGGGUAUCCCUUCAGCGGUACGAAGAGUUGUUUAGUCGCGACAGAGUCGUGGAAGACUCUGUGGUUGGGGAAGACGUGUAAUAGGGCAUUGACGGUGGUUGCCGAGGAGUCAAGCAGUAUAGAGCACGUGGGAGGUAUUGGGUACGUUAGUGAAGUGAGCGGUUACAUGGCGUCAGUUGGUGUGGCGAGCGGAGGCCGCACAAAUGCGAUCUUGUAUCCAGAAGCGACGCGUGAGAGUUGCGAGCCAAUCAGGAGUGACCAAAGAUCGCAACACGAACCCAACGUGCAGAGGAAAAGCGACGUGAAGACGGAGAGCGGUGAGACUUCGAGAUUUGCGCAGGAGAGCAGUAGCAGAUUGAAUCUCACUUCGAGAUUUGCGCAGUCGAGCACAGAGGCGAAGUAACUGCGAGUACGGAGAAGUGCGAGGUAGUGAGUAGGGUGCACGAAGCGGUCAGAGGACCAACACGAGAAGAGAGAAGGAGAAGAGAGAGAAGAGGUGCGAUUGGACGGACGAUCAGUCGUCAGUGCAUUGGUGGACGCGUGGGGCAACGACAGCGACGGGCGACGAGACCAGGAGGAGAGGACCCUCCGAGUUACUGUGUGGCUGCGAGCCGUAGGGUAGGCGCCAGAGGCGUAAUCCAAGUGGCUUUAGUAAGCGAGGUUUAGUGGGACCCGAAUCGUCGGUGCUUUGCGUGGACAGAGUUGUGCUGGGGGUGGAUUAGAAGGACAGGAGCACGGAGAGUGGGCGCUCGAUAAGCUACGGACGCGUGGCGAGUCGGAAGCUUAAGAGUGAGACUGAGUAGCGGUGUAUUCCGGGAAAGAAGGCCCAGAGAAGAACCGUGGCAAUAGGUCGAGAGUUGAGAGGGUGAGUCAGGUGAGUGAUAGCACGCCACCGAGAGCGAGUUCGCGGCUGCUAGUCCCAACAGGCCAGAGUCACAGGAGUUGAGGAGAGAAGUAAAUAAAAUAGGGACGAGAGUCCCGGCACCUUUGCGAGGGGCC
Phytophthora infestans T30-4 is the source of this 1277-nucleotide messenger RNA. RefSeq lists its product as uncharacterized. The record is from RefSeq and is a predicted model, not a curated record. The transcript has a single exon. Lineage: Eukaryota; Oomycota; Peronosporomycetes; Peronosporales; Peronosporaceae. Bases 1 to 681 code for a protein of 226 amino acids.